ACAUACCAUCCCUGGGACCCGGAGACCGGGUAUUACCCUGAGAAGGGUUUUACAGUCAAGCAGAUCUAUGAGCGGUCCUGGCGGAAUCGAGAAAAACCAGUUGAUGUCCCAGACUUCAAGAACGAAAUUUCCUGCUUUUGUCAUGAAAGCCACAACUCUGCCGAUUUUCCAGACAUUUCUGUGUACUGGAUUGAAGAUUGGGGAAACAAUCCGGCCUACGGUGAAGACUCAUUCAACAGAGUCAAGGGGACAGAGGCCAUCUGCCGGGCUGAGGCUGCCCAUCUCGGUUUUGAUGCCGUGGUGAUUCGUGCUGGUCUGCACAACAAAAGAAACCAGCAUGAUGCCUUUGGAACUAUCAGGACCAAGAACGAUCCCCGCUCUGGACGCAUCGUCAAUGACACCACAGAUGCCGACUGGCAUCUGACGGUGUUCAUGGGUUACGACGUGGAUAAUCUGGUCAUACAUGGCCGUGUUUACCUUGUGUGGGACCACAAGGCGAUGUUUGGGAUGCGCAUCGUCAAGGAUGCCAGCGAGCGCAAACACCUCGCGCCGAACGAGAAGCCCAGUGCCAUCACUUACCACUGGACCCUGUGCUAUUUCACAGGUAUUUGCCCUCAAGUCUCAUGCCUUCUCAAUCCACGGGAUAGAUGACUGGGGCCUCAACACCGACCAUGACAGCAACCCAGAUCUGGUGAAAGCCACCGAGAGGAUCUGCCGUGCUGAGGCCGCGCGCCUCGAACUGAACGCUGUUGUGAUUCGCACCGGAUUACACAACAAGAAAAAUCAGCAUGCCCCUGACGGGACCGUGCUGACUUCCACUUACGAGGACACACGCACCGGCCAGACUAAGAACGACGUUACGAAUGCCGAUUGGCAUUUUACGGUGUACAUGGGGUAUGAUGAGGAGAACCUCAUCAUCCAGGGUCACAUCUAUGUGGCCUGGGAUCCCAAGGUCAUCUUUGGCCUACGGAUUAUGAACAACCCAUUGGUGGAGCGCAAGCACG
This is a messenger RNA of Neurospora tetraspora, 1004 nucleotides long. RefSeq lists its product as uncharacterized. The annotation marks the transcript as partial. The record is from RefSeq and is a predicted model, not a curated record. Lineage: Eukaryota; Fungi; Ascomycota; Sordariomycetes; Sordariales; Sordariaceae. The transcript is spliced from 2 exons.